CAACUUUUCGAUAACCUCCCACUCACGUUGACCGCCUUGUCAAGAGAAUGGACGACGAAAUAAAGCCUAAAUCAGCACUCUCGUUUCUUGUGGACGAACUUUGGAUUUACGUUCUAGGUUUCCUUUCUUGCACAGAUAUUCUUCGUUGCACAUCCGUAUGUAAGGCCCUUCGACAAACAUACAUGUCCUCUUCAGAGCUCCAGUACAUCGUCGAACUCGGCGGUCAAUGCUUGCUCCCCACAUCCAACACGGACGACCACACCCCUAUCUAUAAGCGCUUACAACGCUUGAGGGAUAAAGCCCACGCAUGGCUCAAGUUUGAUGCCUAUGCUUUCCAAACAGUUAUCCCAUCAAUCUCGUUUUCUGGCAUACAAAAAUACAUCACCGGUGAACAUUUCUACAUGUGGAACUACCAUGACAACUUGGUCGCCAUCAGCCCAAUACCAUCCAACUUGCUCUCACAACGAACAAUCGAACACCACUGGUCACCCAGAACGUUAUGUCCAUUUCCUGGGGCGGAGAGGCGGAUUGUAUUGAUGGACCCGGCACAAAAUCUGUUCGCCAUCGCGUAUACUUUUCACGGGAUGACCUACAUUUACCUAGCAACUCUGGAUGAUGGUUGCGUCCACCCUCACGCUGCCGGACCAGCGCUAGUUCUGGAUACUCCUGUAUAUGAGUGGGAAACGAAGUUCCAGUGUUAUGGGAGGCAUAUCGCUUUGUGGCGUGAAUUUUACACUCAUGAAGUUGGCGUUUUAUGGCCUUCUGACUGUGUGUGGCAGCUGCAAAUUUGGGACUGGCAGCACUCGACAACAUUAAGCAGUGUCCUCAACAUACAAACCACAUUGUUCACCCCCACUAGUUUUUGUUUUCUCGGAAACGACAGGUUGCUCGUUGUCGCCGAUAAUUUGAAGCUGUAUUCGAUCAAGGAUAUGUCCGAGACGCCACGAUUGCUGGCAUGUUUCCUGUUGCCUUUCUCAUUGGUGGACACAGAACACUACCAUCCGACUAUGCAUGGCUCACAGCUGCGGACGCAAGCUCAGUCGAUGUACACCUCAGACCCUGAACAUAGACUGCUAUGCCUUACCUCAUGGAUUGAUAAACGAACGAUCUGCCUCAUCUCCACGAAGAUUUUCUUUGACAUCGACGAAGUGACGGCAAUAACGCCGAUACCAUGGAAUCAUUGGGGCCCUGGACAUAUUCGUGUUGUUGAGCAGAAAGCGGCACACGUGUCAAUUACUCAUGUCAGUGGGAAUCGAGUUUUGUUGGCGGACAAGAUGAUGUCAGAGAGACACGAAUACUAUAAGUUGCGUAUGAUGGACUUUAGCCCGCUGGCUGUGACGAAUAGGCGGGGUCUAGGACGAGUAGUGAAAGAGCGAUCUACUGUGACGGUAGCGGUCCAACGUGGUCCCAAUUCCGAGUGGGACGAUGAAUCAAAGUACUACUACUCGACGGUUGAAACGGCUCUGCCUUACGUUGAGGUACUAGUAUCGGAUAGGAAGAUUAGUGGGCUGUUGCACGAUGUUUGGAUGGAUGGUGAUAGGAUCUAUUUGCUAGAUCGAGUCGUAGGAGGAACGUUUAAACCUAAGCUUGAGGUUAUUAACAUUUAUUAGAAUACCGGUAGGGCUAUGUCGAGCGCGCGUUAGCAUUGCCAUUGCUAUUGAUAUUGGUGACAACCAUUAGCAGAAAGUGAUAAGCAACCGGUGAUUG
Messenger RNA from Suillus plorans, 1707 nucleotides. RefSeq lists its product as uncharacterized. The transcript is spliced from 4 exons. The record is from RefSeq and is a predicted model, not a curated record. Gene Ontology annotation, molecular function: protein binding. The coding region runs from base 48 to 1610 and encodes 520 amino acids. Lineage: Eukaryota; Fungi; Basidiomycota; Agaricomycetes; Boletales; Suillaceae.